Messenger RNA from Williopsis jadinii, 1098 nucleotides. It is a transcript of the gene MSW1, whose product is annotated as tryptophan--tRNA ligase MSW1. Gene Ontology annotation, cellular component: mitochondrial matrix; mitochondrion. Gene Ontology annotation, molecular function: ATP binding; tryptophan-tRNA ligase activity. The coding region runs from base 1 to 1098 and encodes 365 amino acids. Gene Ontology annotation, biological process: mitochondrial tryptophanyl-tRNA aminoacylation. The record is from RefSeq and is a predicted model, not a curated record. Lineage: Eukaryota; Fungi; Ascomycota; Saccharomycetes; Phaffomycetales; Wickerhamomycetaceae. The transcript has a single exon.
AUGUUACGUUUCCGGGGUAGUGCCAUCAAAAAGGGGCUGGUAAGAGGUGCCUCGACCGUGAAGAACACGGAAUUUGAUCCAAAGUCCCUUCACAUUGCCGAUAACUCGACGAUCUACUCGGCAAUCCAGCCAACAGGGAAGUUCCACCUGGGGAACUACCUGGGUGCUGUUCGUGUCUGGAGGGAUCUGUGUGAGGUUGCACCGGCAAAUAGCACUGUUAUUUAUGGUGUUGCUGAUCUCCACGCGAUGACAAUCCCCAAAAGUGCUGAUGAGUUGAGGAAGUUCAGAUAUGAGGCUAUCGCUAGCAUUCUCUCUACUGGUAUUGACCACGAUAAGGCCAUUGUCUAUCACCAAAGUGGUGUUCCACAGCAUGCAGAACUGAAUUGGAUCCUAUCCUGUGUUUCAGGAAUUGGAUACCUUGGAAGAAUGACCCAGUGGAAGAGCAAGUCGAAAGGCUCCGAUAGUGCGUCCUUGGGUCUGUUUGCAUAUCCUGUGUUACAGGCUGCUGAUAUCCUCCUGUUCAAGUCUACACAGGUCCCGGUUGGAGAUGACCAAUCCCAACAUCUGGAACUAUGUAGACAUAUCGCUGAGCAAUUCAAUAAAAAGUUUGAAAAUACUUUCCCGUUGCCAACGACAAUUCUUGCUCCUACUAAAAAGAUCCUCAGUUUAAAGGACCCAUCAAAGAAGAUGUCAAAAUCUGACCCUGACCAAGCUAGCACCAUUUAUAUCACAGAAGAGCCUGACGCAAUUGCUAAAAAGAUCAAGAAGGCAGUGACAGACUCCAUCAGCGAUCAUUUUUCCUAUGACCCUAUCAACAGACCGGGUGUAUCGAAUAUGAUAAACAUCAUCAGUGGAGUUCAAAGAAAACCCAUUGAACAAGUAGAGCAAGACAUUGCUAAUCUGAAGGAUCAUAAGGCAUUUAAGGACUACGUCACAGAGGUGAUUGUUGAAGAGUUUAAGCCGACCAGAGAAGAGUACAAUAGGCUCAUCCAAGACCCACAGUAUCUUCAUUCGAUAGUUCAGAAGGGAAACAGAAGGGCUCAAGAAAUAGCGGAGAAGACUAUGAAGGAGGUUAGAAAGAACUCUGGGCUAGACUAG